Molecule: messenger RNA, 1499 nt
Organism: Diatraea saccharalis (sugarcane borer)
Lineage: Eukaryota; Metazoa; Arthropoda; Insecta; Lepidoptera; Crambidae
Source: the annotation of a GenBank genome assembly
GGUGUGAAUCAUUAUAUGGCUAAUUUUCAAGUUAACAGUAUUACUACCAACACUCAUGUCGAGAUAUAAGUGUGUUGUUGACUUACUUUUUGCACAAUAAACCAGUUAUCGUGUUGUAAACCUCUCAUUGAUAUUAUUUCAGUUACGUAAUUGAUUACGUCUUUAUCGUCAAGCUUAACGUCCAAACGGUGUUACGAUACAUUUAGUCAUGAGAAAAACUCUCAAAAUGGCGUUCGUGCUUUAUAAAACCGACGGGAGCCCCCCCGCUCGCGCAGCUAUGAUGGUUGUCGAUCUUCUCGGUUUAAAAGUGAAAACUUCCGAAGUGUUUCCACCAACAGGAGAUCAUCUCAAGCCAGAAUUUGUGCAAAAGAAUCCAAUCCAUACGAUCCCUUUCAUAGAAGAUGGUAACUUCCGACUCGCUGACAGCCACGCAAUCAUAACUUACUUGAUGUCUAAAUAUGGCGAUGAUAAAAAGUUGGAAUGGUAUCCCAACGACCUGGAGGUGAGAGCUACUGUCGAUCAGCGCAUGUAUAUGGACGCGACUAUUGUUUUCCCCAAGAUCCGUGCGAUGCUAGCGACUUCGUUAAUAGAUAGAAAAUCUGUUCCGACAAACGAACAAUUAGCCGAAGUAAAAGAAGUAUACGGUAUCUUGGAGAAGUAUCUGGAACAGACGAGAUUCUUCGCAGCCGACCAUUUGACUCUGGCUGAUAUUUCACUCGUGGCAUCGGUUUCAACGCUCGAUGGUGUCAUCCCCGUAAACGAAUUUCCCAAACUGUCACAAUGGUUUGAAACAAUGCAGCAAUACGACUGGUAUCAAAGUGCAAAUAAGCCGGGCUUAGAAAAAAUUACUAAAAUGUUCCAUAAAAAUAAUAAGUUAGCAAUUACUGAAAGAAAAUUACAAAAUAAUUAAUUUGUUUCUUAUAUUUCUAGUAAACAUGGAACCUAUAAAGGAAAAAAAGUAUAGGAAUGUAAUAAUUUUAUAAAUUUUACACUUGACAAAAUAGUUUAAGAAUAGUUUGAUACCAUUAUUGAUAAAGUUUUUCAUGAUAAAAUGGAUGUUGUCUUUAGUAUAUUUUUUUUAAUAUAUGAUAAUAUCUAUUAGAUAAUUAUUUAUAAUAGCUGCAUGUUACUUUUUUUACACCAAUUUUAUUAUGAUGUUUUUUAUGCCUAAAUUAAAUGAAUGUUGAUUUAUGUAAUACUGGCAUUAUGUAAAAAUUAAAUUUUCAUCUUAUUUAUAGGAUAUUAGAUAAGGACUAGUAUUGACUAAGACCUUAGAUGGGAAUUCUGCCAUGUAAUUAUAAUUUAUAUUAUUUGUAAUAUUUAAAUUUUUAUUAUAUUAUAUCAAUUUUGCAUUUACAAUGCUAUAUCGAAAAAUAUUCUUAAUGAAAAAUGCUUAAAGAUCCAGUUUGUCCCUAGUACUAUGUGAUUUUGAGACCCAUUGCUGCGAAAGGUCAUGAGUUCCAUCCCUUCUUUUUAAGUAUAUUCGUAGAGUUAUUGUG